This is a messenger RNA of Morone saxatilis (striped sea-bass), 2678 nucleotides long. RefSeq names its product zinc metallopeptidase, STE24 homolog (gene zmpste24). The coding region runs from base 359 to 1759 and encodes 466 amino acids. Lineage: Eukaryota; Metazoa; Chordata; Actinopteri; Moronidae. The record is from RefSeq and is a predicted model, not a curated record. Gene Ontology annotation, molecular function: metalloendopeptidase activity. Gene Ontology annotation, cellular component: endoplasmic reticulum membrane. Gene Ontology annotation, biological process: CAAX-box protein processing. The transcript is spliced from 9 exons.
GGGGUAGAAAUUGUCGCCACACCUCAGCGACAGGGUCACAUCUCAUAUGAAUGGAGUUGUAUUAGAUAUAAAGGCCUUGACUCAGGAAUGGAAACUGGAUGCUAACAUUUCCAAAGUGGACAUUUUGAGUCAGUAUCAGUGGGUUCAAGGCGGGAGACAAGCUCGCUGUAUCCAACGUUACAGUGCUGUCUGUCUGUCUGUCUGUGCAGCUCAAGCUACGAUAGUUAGCUGCAGCCUGAAACGAGCAGUCAGGCUGGGUAACGUUGACAUCGCCGUUAGCUCGCCAGCUAGCGUUGACAGUAUAUAGCUGGCUGGUCAUUUUGUUCUCCAAUAGCAUAGACUGGAAAACGGAGCAAAGAUGGUUGACUCUCUGUUUGACCUCCCGGUGGAAAAGCAGAUAUUUUAUGCUGUUUUGGGAUUUUCGUGGACGGUGUAUCUAUGGGAGGCGUACAUUUCUUCCAGACAGAGGAGAAUAUACAGAUCAACAACACAUGUGCCACAGGAACUAGGUAAGAUCAUGGAUUCUGAAACAUUUGAGAAGUCACGACGUUAUCAGCUGGAUAAAAGCAACUUCAGCUUUUGGUCUGGACUCUAUUCUGAGACUGAAGGGACGUUGAUCCUGCUCCUGGGUGGAAUCCCAUUUUUGUGGACCGUCGCUGGUGCUGUGACAGCUCACUUUGGAUUUGGUUCAGAGUAUGAGAUCACCCAGUCACUCGUGUUUCUGAUGCUCGCCACGCUGUUCAGUGCUUUGACUGGACUUCCAUGGAGUUUGUACAGCACAUUUGUCAUUGAGGAGAAGCACGGCUUCAAUCAGCAGACCAUUGCGUUCUUCAUCAAGGAUGCUAUAAAGAAGUUUGUUGUGACCCAGUGUAUCUUGCUGCCCGUCACCUCACUGCUCCUGUACAUCAUCAAGAUCGGUGGAGACUACUUUUUCAUCUAUGCCUGGCUGUUUACCCUGGCUGUUUCUCUGGUACUUGUGACAAUCUAUGCUGACUACAUUGCUCCCCUGUUUGACAAGUUCACUCCUUUGCCAGAAGGAGAGCUGAAGACAGAUAUUGAGGAUAUGGCCAAGAGUAUAAGCUUCCCCCUCACUAAGAUUUAUGUAGUUGAAGGUUCCAAGCGUUCGUCACACAGCAACGCUUACUUCUAUGGGUUCUUCAAGAACAAACGCAUUGUGCUGUUUGACACUCUGCUGGAAGACUACUCGCCUCUCAACAAGUCUACAGAUCCACCAACCGAUAUUCCAGAGAGCGAUGAUGGCAGCGAAUCAAAAGUCAAGCCCAAGCACAAGAAACAAGGAUGCACUAACCCAGAGAUCCUUGCAGUCCUCGGUCAUGAACUUGGCCACUGGAAACUUGGCCACACUGUCAAGAAUAUUGUCAUCAGUCAGAUGAACUCCUUCCUGUGCUUCUCCCUGUUUGCUGUCCUGAUUAGACGUAAGGAGCUGUUUGUAGCUUUUGGCUUCGAUGACAGCCAACCCACUUUAAUAGGCUUGAUGAUUAUCUUCCAGUUCAUCUUCUCCCCGUACAAUGAGGUCCUGUCCUUCUGUCUGACGGUCCUGAGUCGCAGGUUUGAGUUCCAGGCAGACGCCUUUGCACGCGCCAUGGGCAAAGCCUCCGAGCUCUACUCUGCCCUCAUCAGGCUCAACAAGGACAACCUGGGCUUCCCCGUGGCUGACUGGUUGUUCUCCAUGUGGCACUAUUCCCACCCUCCUCUGCUGGAGCGCCUCAGAGCACUGGGCAACGUCAAGCAGGACUGACGGGAACGGAAGGGGGAGCAGUGGGCGCUGCCUCCUCCAAAGGGCCUCCGCAAGCCACUUCUACCAGUGUGAUGCAAGGCCCCCCGCACCACCUCCCCGCCCCUCCCACCACCACAUCUUGUUUUAUCUUGUUUUAGUCAUUUGUCCAUUUGCCAUUCCUUUUCUAUUUUGUUCCAUUUUUUUAAGCUUAUAAAGUGGUUAACCCUACAGUAUGCUGAGUUUUUUUUAUUGCGGAUUUAUAAAACAACAAAAGACAGACAGACACUUCAUAUGUACCCAUUACAAUACUUUUUGCAGAUACUCAGGCUAGAAUUUGAUUUGUCCCUCAAGUGCAACAGUUGCUUCAUUAGAAAUAUCUCCAGGCAAGCUCAAGAAAUGUAUGUAGCCAUCAACUCAAACUCUCAGUUUUGCAAAAGGAACUAUGUUACUGCUUUGUCACAGCGAUAAAAAUAUGAGGGCCUCUUAAUUAUCUCUGUGAAUGUUCUGCGAAUGGACGCAUUAUGAACAGAGCAUGGCAGAAAAUGUCAUUAGAAUUUAGGUUAGACUUGUGAUUUUCAUUUUUUACAUGCAUUGGCAGGAUCUUGUUUUACUUUUUCUAAAGCACUUGCUUGCCAACAAGGUUCCAACCAUACCUGUACAUAUGUAACUGUAAUGCCUAUAAGAUUGGUAGUAUUAGUAUCUACAGUAUUGGUGUAUCAUGUGAAAAAUGUUUAAUGUGGUUUGAAAUUUUAAGUUGAUACUGUGUUUCUUAGUUUCUGGGCCAGAGUGGGCCCAGAGUUGCCUGGCAAGCAGCGUAUUUAUAGGGGACUUGGGGCAGGGAGUCUGCGAGGUUCCUUUCACUAUAUAAGUCAGUGCUUGGUUUGUUCAACAAGGGAACUAUAUACUUUAUUUGCAGCACUGAAUAAAAUCCUUAAAAGCA